Molecule: messenger RNA, 1350 nt
Organism: Carya illinoinensis
Lineage: Eukaryota; Viridiplantae; Streptophyta; Magnoliopsida; Fagales; Juglandaceae
Exons: 7
Coding region: 1-1350 (449 amino acids)
Source: RefSeq, a predicted model, not a curated record
AUGGAAAGGAAAGCUCUUUGGGCAGAUUUGGAAACGAUGAGGACUGCCAGCAUUUCGUGGGUUUUGGCGCGUAAUACCUCGGAUCAUUCUCUUUUGGCUAUCCAAUUGGGGGAGGAUUCGUUCAGUUUUGUGAAGGGGGUGUGGAAGCGUCAAGGCCUUGGUCACGGGUUAAUAAAUUUGUCCUUUAAAUUGAAACGGGUCAAGGUGGCUUUAAAAGAAUGGAAUAAGAGUGUCUUUGGUAAGACUGGUGUGAUCAUCAAAGAUUUGGAAACUUGUAUUGAUUAUUUGGAGAAUUGUCUUCAAAGCUCGUAUAAUGCUGAGUACGAUAAUGAUCUCUUGGCGUCCAAGUUGGAACAUCUAACCUGGAUGGGUAGAGAGGAAACCCGGCUUGCCCAUAUGGCCAAGAAGAGUUGGUUGAAAGAUGGGGAUCAGAAUUCUAAAUUCUUUCAUGCUUACUUGAAUGCCAAGUAUCAUCAGAGAGUGCAAGACAUGUGUUUGUCAAAUGGUACUACUUUAAACACUCAUCUGGACAUUUAUCAAGCUGCUAUUGAUUAUUUUCAUCAGUUUUUGGGUUAUAAUAGUUCUCGUGUUUUGCCUAAUUUAAGUAAGCUAAUUUCCCCUACUAUUUCUAAUGAGGAUAAUUUGGCGAUUGGUAGAGCUCCCACCUUAGAGGAAAUCAAGGAUGCUCUUUUUACUAUUCCUAUUGAUAGUAGCCCAAUGCCGGAUGAUUUUGGUUCUAGUUUUUUCAGAGUCUAUUGGAAUUUUGUUAAAGAUGAUGUUUUUGAAGCUAUUGUUGAGUUUUUCCAUACUCAUAUGCUUCCUAAAAGCUACACAACUUCUUACAUUGUUUUAAUUCCUAAAGUGGACAAGCAUUCUGGUUUUGAUAAAUUUCAACCUAUAAGCUUUUGUUCUGUGGUUUAUAAGAUAUGCUCUAAGAUUAUUGUUAAUCGUAUGACAAGCUUGCAUUCUAAAAUUAUUUCAAAAGAACAGAGGGCCUUUAUCCCGGGUCGCAGUAUUUUUGAAAAUAUUAAUUUGACUCAGAAAAUGGUUCAUUCUAUUCACAGGAAGUCGAUUGGGGGCUUGCAUCUCUUCGCCCUGGUACUCAGUCAUGAUGAAUGGGAUUUUGGAGAUAUUCAAAGAGCUUUACAUAUGAAACUUGCUUGGAGGCUUAUAAAAGUUGCUGACUUUUUAGCAAAGAGUGGUGUUGAGGGUUUGAACUCUGAUUGGUCUGGUGACCAGAUGUUGCCCAGUCUCUUUAAGAGGUCUUAUUUGCAUGGAUAUAUCGGACCUUCCUUAUUUAAGGGUUUCGUAAGGCUUGUGCUUGGUUGUCCUGUCCUCAAUUGGUUUUGA